Molecule: messenger RNA, 1930 nt
Organism: Aaosphaeria arxii CBS 175.79
Lineage: Eukaryota; Fungi; Ascomycota; Dothideomycetes; Pleosporales
Product: ThrRS/AlaRS common domain-containing protein
Exons: 1
Coding region: 446-1768 (440 amino acids)
Biological process (GO): tRNA aminoacylation; regulation of translational fidelity
Molecular function (GO): aminoacyl-tRNA ligase activity; Ser-tRNA(Ala) deacylase activity; ATP binding
Source: RefSeq, a predicted model, not a curated record
CUUGGGAGGAGGUUUCUAGAAACAUCUCCACUUGCGCCUCUUCAACAUAUCCACAGAGUCAUCAUCACACUCAAAAUCAAGAUCAAGAACCCAUUUAUCAGUCUUUUUUUCUUUUUCUCUCUUUCUCCUGGGAAUCUGCCUCAUACCUCAUACAUACAUUGCAUCUGGGAACCUUGGCCACGACAGCCACGACAGCGUUUCACUGCAAUUCCUUGGAAAUCAGGUUUUCCGUUUCCCAUUUCCAGCCCAUUCGGUUGCUACAGUCUCAUUCACCCCUUUAGUUCUACGCAAUUCUAAUCUGUUUUUUUUUAUUGUUCAUUCUGACUCGACGUCAUCGUCUUACUUUGAUGCUCAAGGAAUACAAUCACAUAAUUUGUGUCUAACCUAUUGAAUCUUGCAACGAUUCCUAUUCGCUGGCAGUCUUUCCCGAGCCAUACAAGGUUCCAUGGCUGUGGCAUCUGGACCCAUCAUUCCGCGCGUUGUAGGCGCAUUAUCUUGCCAAGAGGAUUCCUACCUGCAGAGGCUCAAGACGGAAGUGGUAUCUUGCGUCGAAUAUCAGCCACCCGCAGAGACGUCGAAGCCGAAAUCAAAGAAGUCCUCUAAAACCCCAAGCGAAACCAACUCUACGACUGCCAAAACUUACUUGAUAGAGUUUGCCGAUUCCGUUCUAUUCCCAGAAGGCGGAGGUCAACCAACUGACCAUGGCUCAAUAACUCCCCUUUCCGGAAGUCCUCAUGACACCAUUCCCAUCGCCAACCUACAGCGCCAUGGCCUACGUUGUGUAGCAUUCUCUCCGAAACCCCUGGAUCCUGGCACCUCCGUCCAACAAGAUGUCGACUUCAAGCGCCGAUGGGAUCUCAUGCAGCAGCAUACAGGCCAACAUCUGUUAUCCGCCAUCAUGGACACCAUGGACCUUGAGACUCUGGGCUGGGGGAUGGGUGCGGCUGGCGAGAUGAACUAUGUGGAGAUCCCCAGGAAGCCCACAGACGAGGAACUCCGCUCAAUCCAGAACCGAUGCAACGAGGCCAUUCGCGAGAACAUGACCAUCACCGUGGAAACGCCCGGAAAUGUGAAAGCCGAUAGUCUACCUGAUGACUACGACAAAGACAAGGGCGUGGUGCGCUUCAUCAAAAUCGGUGAUUUGGAUUACAACGCCUGUUGCGGUACCCAUUUGAAGCAGACCUCACAUAUCUCGUUAAUCCUCCUGCACCACACCCAGCCAAUACGAGGAACCAAUUGUCGGCUGUUCUUCAGUUGUGGCGAUCGAGCUAUCAAUCUUGCAGCAGAGUCUAUCAAUUCACUCCGGACCAUUGGUGUCUCACUGUCAUCCGGCUCCUCCCCCACCGAAGUACAGGGAACAGUACAGAGGUUACAGGAAUCUUUGACCGACGCAAAAAGAAAGGAGAAGAAGCUUCUAGUCGAAGUUUCGAAAUUUGAAGGUGAUCGCAUAAAGGCUGAUCUGGCCGAUGGCAAGCCAGGCUGGUGUCAUCGACCCACAGACGGUCUUGACUUCCUGAACUCUGUCGUCAUCGAGAUCAGAGACGCGCUGGGGGAGAAAGGUGUUGCUAUCUUGGUCUCUGGUCAGGAGAAAGAAGUAGGAUCGAUCAUGGUCAUCGGCGAAAGUUCUCUCGUAGAACAGAAUGCGGCUAAAGUUAAGGAGAUUGUCAGCUCCGUGAAAGGAGGUGGCAAAGGAUCCAAGUGGCAGGGCAAGGUGACUGAAUGGAAGAAGGGUGAGGUUGAAGCUUUACGAAAGGCAGUGCAGGGAUAAAACCUUGCGUCUGUUUAACUCUCGAUGGCGCAUUGUUGGGACAAAUGAUUUGAUUAACGAUAUAGACAAGAACUAUAGAUGAUUUAUAUGUACAACGCUCCAUCAUGCAUCCAACUACGGGUAUCACAACAUUAUUGCCAAUGUACAAUAUCCAACUCAGAC